AUGCAACCAUCUUCUUCUCUUUCCAUAAUUUUCAAUGAUUUUUCAGAUGUAAUACAGAAAUUUUUGGCUUCUGAUGCAGUCUCUGAUUUCUUUCAUAACCUGUCAGAUGUAAUACAGGAUUUCAUCUAUAUGUCUUCAGAUGCAAUACAUAAAUUUAUGGCUUCUGGUGCAGUUUCUGAUUUCAUCAAUGAACUUUCAGAUGUAAUACAGAAAUUUAUGACUUUUGAUGCAGUCUCUGAUUUCAUCCAUAGGCUUUCAGAUGCAAUACAGGAUUUCAUCCAUAAGUUUUCAGAUGUAAUACAGAAUUUUUUGUCUUCUGAUGCAGUCUCUGAUUUCAUCUACAAGCUUUCAGAUUUAAUAAAGAAACUUAUGACUUCUGAUGCAGUCUCUCAUUUCAUCCAUAAGUUUUCAGAUGUAAUAAAGAAUUUUAUGGCUUUUGAUGCAGUCUCUGAUAUCAAUAAGCUUUCAGAAGUAAUUCAGAACUUUAUGGCUUCUGAUUCAGUCUCUGAUUUCAUCCACAAGCUUUCAGAUGUAAUACACGAUUUCAUCCAUAAGUUUUUAGAUGCAAUACAGAAAUUUAUGGCUUCUGAUGCAGUCUCUGAUUUCGUCCAUGAGCUUUCAGAUAUAAUACAAAAAUCUAUUCCUUCUGAUGCAGCGUUGGUCAAAUGGUUUAACAAAGAAAACGUUACUACAGUUUUUGCUAUGGUAGUGAUAGGUUUCCUGAUGUAUAGUUGCUGCAGAUGUAUUGGAGGUAAAACAAUGAAAUCACUAGGGCAGAAUUUUCGCAUACCAAGGAAAGGAUUUGAUGAAAAUCCUUCUGGCUAUUUCUGGAACUUGCGCGACAAGUAG
Molecule: messenger RNA, 849 nt
Organism: Dovyalis caffra
Lineage: Eukaryota; Viridiplantae; Streptophyta; Magnoliopsida; Malpighiales; Salicaceae
Source: the annotation of a GenBank genome assembly